Eutrema salsugineum is the source of this 1965-nucleotide messenger RNA. RefSeq names its product transcription factor bHLH62. The transcript has 8 exons. Gene Ontology annotation, biological process: regulation of DNA-templated transcription. The record is from RefSeq and is a predicted model, not a curated record. Lineage: Eukaryota; Viridiplantae; Streptophyta; Magnoliopsida; Brassicales; Brassicaceae. Gene Ontology annotation, cellular component: nucleus. Gene Ontology annotation, molecular function: DNA-binding transcription factor activity; protein dimerization activity. The coding region runs from base 186 to 1529 and encodes 447 amino acids.
CAGCAUUAAUGAGUUCCUCUUUUCCUCUGUUCUUCACUUUCAUAAAAUUGCAAACUUUAUCCUCUGUUUGAUGAGUCUCUGAUCUGUGUUUAUUGAAUCACGCUUAAUUUAGGACCUUUUACCUGAAGUAAGAUCUGUACAUUUGAUUUUUUUUUUCUUUGGUCCCUCCCCUAGAAUUGAGCUCGAUGGAGAACAAUCUGUUCAUGAAUGGAGGAAUUUCGUAUCCGUCGGAGAUGACGUCACUGUCUUCUUCUUCUUCGGCGAUGCUUAAUUGGGCUUCAAUGGCGACUCAGCCAGUGGAGCCGAGUCUCAGUAGCAUUCUUUCGCGGGAUUGCUUUUUCUGGGAAAAGUCAACGGAGCAGAGCAUCUUCGACUCGGCUCUGAGCUCACUCGUCUCUUCGCCAACGCCGUCAAAUUCCAACUUUUCCGGCGGAGGCGGAGGCAAUUUCGUCAUUAGCGAGCUCAUCGGCAAAUUGGGUAACAUCGGCGAGAUCUACGGAACGCCGGCGGGCAACGGAAAUAACUCCGGCUCGUGUUACGCAGCUCCAAUGAGCUCUCCACCGCCGAGAACGAGAACGCCGACACCAUUGGCGGUAUUUCCCGGUGAUCCGGGAUUCGCAGAGAGAGCGGCGAAGUUCUCGUGUUUCGGCAGCCGGAGUUUUAACGGCAGGACCAACUCGCCCUUUCCGAUUCAUAACGGAACCGUGGCUGCAACCAACGGGAAUCUGCCACGUGUCGCGAGCACCCCAGCUCUCAAGCCACUCACGUCGAAGAUUCCCGCCGGCGAAUCGUCCGGUGAGUUUUCCCGGAAAAGAAAAGCAAAAUCCAAGGAGAAUACUCCUUCCACAGCUUCACCAUCUUCCAAUUUAUCCAAGGAGGUUAAAGAGAGGGACGAUUCGGAUACGAAGAGAAGUAGAAAAUCAGAAGAAAAAAAUGAAGAGAAAACGAAAUCACUUGAUCCUUAUAAAGAUUUCAUCCAUGUCAGAGCUCGACGAGGCCAAGCCACCGAUAGUCACAGUCUCGCCGAACGAGUUCGAAGGGAGAAGAUAAGCGAAAGAAUGAAGCUGCUUCAAGAUCUUGUCCCUGGAUGCAACAAGGUUACUGGGAAAGCACUGAUGUUGGAUGAAAUUAUAAACUAUGUCCAAUCAUUACAACGACAAGUUGAGUUCUUGUCAAUGAAGUUAUCGUCAGUGAACACCAGGCUGGACUUUAACAUGGAAGCUCUCGUGUCGAAGGAUAUAUUUCCGUCAAGCAACAUUCUAAUGCAGCAUCACCAGCAAGUACUUCAAUUAGAUUCUUCAUCAGAAACCUUAUUGGCUGAUCAUCAUAAUCAAACUUUACAAUUGAGCCCUACAAUAUCUUCCAAUAACAUAAUCGACCCUUUGGGGGCUUCUGAAACUAGAAGCUUCAUCUCUCAAUUACCAACAGUUACCCAUUUCACUGAAUCUAUUUCUCAGUAUUCAACAUUCUCUGAAGAUGAUUUACAUAGCGUUAUUCAUAAGGGUUUUGCGCAAAAACCAGAUCCGUGAAUCCAACCAAGUUCAUUCACAUAAUUUUCAAGGUCCAUCAAACCAAGUACCAUCACACAUGAAAGCUGAACUUUGAUCAACCAUAUAUUAUUUGCAUUUUUACAAAAAUAUUGGAGCUUCAAUUAAAGGUCUCAAGGAUAGAAAAUAAGAAAAGGAUUGAUGGGUGUACAUAACAAGAAGCUUGAUUUGGACCACACCAUUUGCAAAUUUCGUUUCUAUAAUCAUCUUCAUAUACAUGUCAAAUAACAGUUUCUUUUUACUAUUUUUUUUGUUGUGCCCUUGUUUUAGUUCUAUGUUCCGAUUCAUUUGUGGGCGAUUAAUUGUAUUGUCUUCCGGUAUUAUUAUCGGCUUCUUUAUGCUUUUUUCUAGUUUGGAUUCCAUAUCAUUGUAAGUUUUAACCCCAAUAUAGAAUACCACAGCUAUAAUUUGAUAUAUA